Vairimorpha ceranae is the source of this 1275-nucleotide messenger RNA. RefSeq names its product microtubule-associated protein essential for anaphase spindle elongation. The record is from RefSeq and is a predicted model, not a curated record. Bases 1 to 1275 code for a protein of 424 amino acids. NCBI's taxonomy places the organism in Eukaryota, Fungi, Microsporidia, Nosematidae. The transcript has a single exon.
AUGUACACAGAAAUAAUUCACAAUAUAAAUAAAAAAUUUAUCGAUUUACAAUCGGUCUUAUCUACAAUUAUUCCGCUACAAAAAAUAUCCAAAAAUCCUACAGAUAUUUUUAGAAGUGAAUUUGAUAACAUUUUAAAAUGUAUUGAUGACAUAACUAAUAAAUUUACUGGUGUUAGAAAUAACCUUAUUGAUGAAUGUGUAAAAUUAGAAAAAAGUAUAUAUUUAAAAUGUGAGGUACUUAAAAUUGAUAUGCCUAGAAUGCCUAACAUUUGUAAUCUUUACUUUAAAAAAGAAUAUUUAAUGAUUGAGUUGAGUAAAAUUAAUCUUUUAGAAAAAUAUAGAUUAAGAGAGAUAAAUUAUUGGGUUAAUAAAAGUAAAAAACUGCACUAUGAGCUUUACAAUGACGAUUUCUUACUCGAAAUAAUUGAACCUUCAAUAAUGUAUUUAGAAAAUUUAAAAAAAUUAUAUAAAUCUUUAAAACAAGAUAAAGAAAAAAAAGACAUACAAAAAAAAGAACUUGUUAAGGAUCUACAAAGUUUUUACAAAAAAUUAGAAAUAAAUGAAAAAGUGUCAAUUUAUGAUAGAUUUGUUAUUCUAGAAGAAAAAUAUAAAACUCAUAAAAAUAUGUGCAUAAACCGCCAAAAAGAAUUAAAUGUAAUUAAGCAAGAAAUUCAUGAUAAAGAAAAUUUACUAAAUUUUCCACUUACACGCUUUUUAGAUUUACUUUCCGACAGAUACAUUGGUGAACUUAAAGAACGUUGCUACUAUUUACAAAAUGAAUAUGAAAAAAAAGUGGAAGAAAUUUAUUCUGAACAUUUUUCUACUUUAAAAAAUUUAUUAUUUUUAUUUGGCAUGAAAUUAGAAAUUUAUGAAAAGAAUGAUAAAGGUCUUUUACAAAUUAAAAAUAGAAUUAAAGAUUUAGAAUCUAAAAAAGAUCUUUUUCUAGAAAUUAAUAAUUUAAUAAACAAUAGAUAUGCACUUUUAGAAAGGAUGAAUGAGUUUGAAAAAAUUGCUAGUGAUCCAAAGAGAUUAUUUAAAAGUAGUUUUCAGCUAAAUAGAGAAGAAAAAUUUAGGAAAAAUGCUUUUCCAUCACUUUUAAAACUAGAAACCGAAUUAAUAGAUAAAUUAAAAGAAUACACAGAAAAAUAUGGGAUAUUCUAUAAAAAUGAAGAAAAUUACGAAAAUGUGUUAAAAGCAGAGAUAGAAGGACGAAUUAUUAAUAAGACGGUGUUUAUCAACAAAUACGAUUCUCCAUACAAAAAGAAAAAGAUGUAA